UUUGCAUAUCCUGCUCUGACUCACAGGAUGAUGGCUAUCGAGAUGCGAGCUUAGCCGCUGGACUGCGCCGCAUAGAUGCUCGCACUGCUGGACAACACCUGAAACAAGAAUAGAGGUCAGCUGACAUCCAAGGAUGGACGGGUUUCCGGGGGACAUGCUGAGCGACAGCUCGGUGAUGGCCCGCAUGCAGAAAAAGUUCUGGAAGACCAAGCAGGUCCUCAUCAAAGCCACAGGCAAGAAGGAGGACGAGUACGUGGUGGCUUCAGAUGCUGACCUGGACGCAAAGCUCGAGUUUUUCCAUUCAGUUCAGUUCACGUGCACAGAGCUGCUGAAGGUGAUCGAGAAGUACCAGUACAGGAUCACACGUUUGUCCCAGGAGGAGAACGAGCUCGGUCUGUUCCUUCACUUUCAAGCUGAACGGGACCGCACGAAGGCAGGCAACAUGAUGGACGCCACCAGUAAAGCUCUGUGCGCGUCCGCCAAACAGAGGAUGGCGUUCUGCCCUCCGUUGCAGCGCAUGUACCAGGAAGUGGAGACCUUCCGGCGGCGUGCCAUCGCCGACACACUGCUAACGGUCGGCCGCAUGGAGAAGUCCCGCACAGAGUACCGAGGAGCGCUGCUCUGGAUGAAAGACAUCUCUCAAGAACUGGACCCAGACACCUACAAACAACUGGAAAAGUUCCGCAAGGUCCAGGCUCAGGUUAGAGAGUCAAAGGGCCAGUUUGAGAAACUGAAAAACGAUGUGUGUCAGAAGGUGGACAUGCUGGGAGCGAGCCGCUGUAACAUGCUGUCCCACUCCCUCUGUACUUACCAGACCACCCUGCUGCAGUACUGGGAGAAAACAGCCCAGUCCAUGUCAGGAAUCCACGAGGCCUUCUUAGGACACAUCCCGUACCAGUUCACCACACUCAAGGACCUGCGGGACCCCCUGGAGCAAAUAGAGUCAGAGAAGCAGGAGACGGCUCCGCAGGACACAGGCAGUCUCGUGUCCUUGGAUGAAGCCGAGCCACCAGGAAGUGCGCAUGUUGCAGCAGACCUGAGGCAGAGCAGUGAUGGGCAGAACCAGGCCAGCGACAGUGGAGCCACGUCGUCGCUGCUCGACCUCAGAGGCCUGUCCACAGACUCCAGCGAUGACCUGAUGCUCAUGACGGGCGACGCCCCCCCUCUCCAGCCCCAGCUCGCCCCCCCUUCACAGGCGGGAGAGCAGAACGAGUUGUGUGCUUUUGGAAGCCUCUCUCAUGUCUCUGAUGGUGGUCUGCUCUCAGGGGGUGUGUCCGUCCCCUCAGAGACGGGUCUGAGACUGGACGAGGACGACGGCGAGCGCAGCGACAUGGCCUUCCUCAAGGACCUCCUCAGCUCGGGUCCAGGGGGCAGCGAUGACUUCAGCAGGGAGUGGCAAGAUGCGUUCGGGAUGUUUGACCCUCCCAGCGUCCCCGCAGCGAGCGCAGGAGCAGAGGGUCCAGCGGCGCGCCCCCCCUCCAACCCUCCCAGCCCCACGGGCUUCCUGCCUUCUCAGCUGCUGGACCACAGCCUGAGCUCCACAGGCUGGGCGACCCCGCCUAUGUUCCAGGCUCCGCCCCUGCAGCUCCCCACUGGUCAAAGCCAGACAGCUCCUCGGACUCCAGGUUCAGCAGCCAACGCUGCCUCAGGAGGCUCCAAAGACAUGUCUGCGUGGUUCAACCUGUUCGCCGACCUCGACCCGCUCUCCAACCCCGACGCCAUCGGACGCUCCGCAGACGAGCUGCUCAACGCCUGAGCUUUUCUCUCCAGCAUUUUUCUCCGUUUCAGACAGUUUCCGUCCCAUCACGCCGUCACACACAGGCCGUGCACAAACACACGUACAUGUGUGUAACCUGUGAAGGGGACAUGUCCUCCUGAACUGAUCUGUUUACGGACUCGACCUGCGAGCCCACCGAACCCGCCAUGAUUCCCGUCUGUCGGGUUCCGUCUUCGCUCGCGACACCGACGUGUCGCUGUUGUGUUUGCGUCGUUUGGGCGUGCGUCGGUUUGUGUGCGCUCACAUCACGAAGGACCCGGGGUGGUUUUUAAAAAGCUCGUUUCCUGUAUGUUGCUGUUUGUCUGACGUAGCAGUGAAGUCCACAUAAAGAAGAACUGAAGCACAGCUGGCUCUCGUUCACAACAAAAUGACAUCAUUGUCUGUUUCUCGUCUUUUUCCAGCAGCUGGUUCUGUUCAGUGUUGGUUCCUGCUUUGAGUCUGUGCCGCUGCAGUUUUUAGUCCCUCUGUUUGCUUUAGAACCGGUCUGCUUUUCCUCUCCGCUAAAGAAAACCAGCUAAGCUGAAAGCGGAGGGUGGCGGUGAACUGCGGACAACUUAAACGAGUCAAGUCUUUUUCUAAAUCCUUGUUUUUCUAUUGAUAUUUCUGGGACAUAAUUAGUCAAAAUACCACUUUUAAUUAUUUUUUUGUAAGCAGCUCUUUUCACUAACCCUUGACACAAAAGAACUCUGAAGGCGCAUCAGAGCCAAACAGAAGAGAAAAAGUUUUUUGGUUUCCAAGUUUCAAGAUUGAUGUUGAGGAAAAAUGUCCAAAUUAAGGUAAAAUGGCAGAAAUGGUUACAAUGACCGCACGUUUUGUGAAAAUCAUGACUAUACGUUAGAGAGGGGUUUAUUAUGGAAACUCAUUUAGCACACGGAUUGUAACGAGCUGAACAGAACCUGCAAAUAUCUCAAGUUCAAGCAGCUGAUGUGUGUUGAGGUCAGGGCUCUUAUUGUGAAGGACUGAAGGAAGUUCUGCGGCUGCGAGAGUAAUAAUAGCUGUACUUUGGACUGCUUCAAAUCAGUUGCUUCAUGAUGUUUUGAAGUCCGCAGCAAUUGGAAAAAAAUGCAAAAAAGGAUCAAACACCAUCAGGAGAACUGUGAAGCUCACCUUGUUUAGUCUUGAAACUCUUCGAAACCAAAACUAUAUUUAAAUUUAAUGUUUUUGUGAUUCCGAGUGGUUUCGACUCUGCGUCCAUCUGGAGAAAUAAGAGCUAGAAUGAGUCUUUGCUGGGAAAUCAAGAAGCUUGACAAUGAAAAGUAAAAUUAGACCUUUUUCAAACCCAGAUGACUUUAAAAAAAAAACAACUUAUCAUUCUUGAUUUGGCCUCAGACAAAUACUCUGUCCACACAGGAAGUAUUUUAUUUUAACAUUUCCCCUUUAAUCUUCACUCAGUUCUUAUUAAAUCACUUUUGAUGGCCCAAACUGCAUCAGAUGAUACUGAACAACUAAAACUUUGUGUAACUAAACAAACAGAACAAUGAUAAUCAGGAUUAUAGCAACAUAGCAACACUUAAUGAGGAUAGAUGAAAGCAAAUGAAUAAGUCUAAAGGUGUAAGCCCCGCCUCCUGGCCCUCUCAACCAAUCAGAGCACAAGGUGAAAUAAAUCAGUUAACAAAUUGAUAAGUGUCUUUUGUUAGGGGUGUAUUAUAAUCCCAGCUGUAUUUUUAUCAUAACCCGUUUUUCCCCCGUAAAAUAACCUGCUAACGUAUAAAUUGUAUCGUUUGUA
Molecule: messenger RNA, 3503 nt
Organism: Nematolebias whitei (Rio pearlfish)
Lineage: Eukaryota; Metazoa; Chordata; Actinopteri; Cyprinodontiformes; Rivulidae
Gene: ical1
Product: islet cell autoantigen 1-like
Exons: 15
Coding region: 134-1756 (540 amino acids)
Biological process (GO): regulation of transport
Cellular component (GO): Golgi apparatus
Molecular function (GO): protein domain specific binding
Source: RefSeq, a predicted model, not a curated record